AUGUUGAAAGAGAUAAAGAUAAAACAAGAAAUAAUAUCAGAAGUGGCUCCAUGGACAAUGAAGAUACCAGAAAUAGACCUAUCAAUCACCAAAUAUGAAAAAAACACAGAAGAAUGCAAAAUAAAAUAUGAAAUUAUAGAAACAAAUCAAAAUUGUAUAGCAAUAUACACUGAUGGUUCCAAAAAGGCAAAUUCAACAUCAUCAGCAGUUGGGAUCCCCAGCAAAAAGCAUACAAUACUACAACAUUUACCCCAAUAUGCAUCAAUAUACACAGCGGAACUCACAGCAAUAGAAAUGGCACUUAACUAUAUUAUAAGAAACAACAAUACCAAGUAUAUAAUAUUUACAGACUCCUUAUCUAGCCUAAUAGCAAUAAAACAUCAUAGACCCAAUAACCCAUUAAUAAUAGUGAUUCAAAAUUUAAUACAUCAAAACAUAAUAACAAAUAACAAUAAUAUCAACAAGGUGUGGGUACCAAGUCAUAUUGGAAUAAAAGAAAAUGAAAAAGCAGAUACAGCAGCGAAUUUAGCUCAUGGUCUUCCAAUAUCUAAUAUACCAAUACCAUUUACUGACAUCAAAACAAUAAUAAAAGGGUACACCAACUCUCUAUGGCAACAGGGAUGGAACGAAACGAAAAAGUUUCUCAAAAUAUCAACUCCAAAAAUUCCGUUCAAAGAAUUAAAAAAUAUAAAUAUGCCGAGACUACAUCAAACAGUUGUAAAUAAAAUAAAGAUUGGUCACACAAAAAUAACUCAUUCAUGGAUAUUAGAGAAAAUAAAGCAAAAAAACUGUGAAACAUGCAGAACAAAACUGACAGUUCAUCACAUCAUCCUUGAGUGUAUCAAAUAUAGCGACCAAAGAAAACGACAUAACAUUCCAACGAAUAUGCAAGAAGUAGUUCUUAACCAAAUGAACAUAUAG
Messenger RNA from Helobdella robusta, 921 nucleotides. RefSeq lists its product as hypothetical. Gene Ontology annotation, molecular function: RNA-DNA hybrid ribonuclease activity; nucleic acid binding. The coding region runs from base 1 to 921 and encodes 306 amino acids. The record is from RefSeq and is a predicted model, not a curated record. Gene Ontology annotation, biological process: DNA replication, removal of RNA primer. The transcript has a single exon. Lineage: Eukaryota; Metazoa; Annelida; Clitellata; Rhynchobdellida; Glossiphoniidae.